This is a messenger RNA of Adineta steineri, 279 nucleotides long. The record is from the annotation of a GenBank genome assembly. NCBI's taxonomy places the organism in Eukaryota, Metazoa, Rotifera, Eurotatoria, Adinetida, Adinetidae.
AUGGCCACACAAAAAUUUAGUGAAGACAUUCUUGAACAAUGUACAUUAUAUACUAGCUGUGAACCAUGUUUAAUGUGUACAGGUGCUUUUCGUUGGAGUGGUAUUCGACAGUUGGUUUACGCUCUUUCAUAUGAAAGACUGGAAAAAUAUGCAGAUGCUGAUGGUCCCUUUUCGUGUCGACCAUUUUUAUCAUCACCACAAUUUACAGUCAUUGGUCCUAUACUUGAAGACGAAGCUGUCAAAAUUCAUCAAACCUAUUGGUCUCGAUUCACAUCAUAA